AUGUACAUAUGUAACCCUAAUCGAGUUCAGGAGCAUGGAGCAAUUACUAGGUUUAGCUGUGAGGCAGAGAUGAAGAUACGUUUAGAUGUAGAUAAAGGGUGCUGGGUAGUUUGUCGAUUCUUUGAUGAUCAUAAUCAUAAUUUAGUUGAUGAGAAUUAUUUUGGAAUGUUAAUGUCACAUCGCAAAAUGGAUGAUGGUGAUGUUGAACAGAUGCGUCGAAUGAGGAAAAGUGGUAUUCCAACCUGCAAAAUAUAUGACUCAUUUGUUAGCCAAAGAGGAAGUUAUGACAUGGUUGGCUUUUGCAAAAAAGAUAUUUAUAAUCAGAUUGAGAGAGAUAGAAGAGGACAGGAUGGGGAUGUUAAGGAGGCAGAAAAAUUCUUAAUAAGUUUGCGCUUUAAGGAUCUCAAGUUAUUGGGGUCACAAGGUUGA
Molecule: messenger RNA, 429 nt
Organism: Abrus precatorius (Indian licorice)
Lineage: Eukaryota; Viridiplantae; Streptophyta; Magnoliopsida; Fabales; Fabaceae
Exons: 1
Coding region: 1-429 (142 amino acids)
Source: RefSeq, a predicted model, not a curated record